Molecule: messenger RNA, 1726 nt
Organism: Solanum stenotomum
Lineage: Eukaryota; Viridiplantae; Streptophyta; Magnoliopsida; Solanales; Solanaceae
Exons: 1
Coding region: 124-1443 (439 amino acids)
Source: RefSeq, a predicted model, not a curated record
GUGAAGUUUGAUAGGUCCCAAUUGAUACAACUGAGGGAUCAAGAAGAUGUCAAUACUCUGUUACAAUUUAAUGAUAGUUUUGCUCAUGUUUAUGCAUCAAGUUUGGCGGAGGAGCCUAAUUCUAUGCUGCCAUCUGGUGGGCCGAAAGAAAUUGAAUUUAUGGGUGUGUCUGAUUUAAAACCAGAUACAACUCCUGCAGGUGAUGAUGAGAAUGAUUUGGCAAGUCCUCUGAAGAAGGCGCGAUUCCUGUCAACCGGAGAUAGUAAAGCUCUGAAGAAAACAUGGGCUCACCAGUCAGGUGGAGACAGUAAACCUCAGCAGAAAGAAGCUGUUGGUGAUGAUGCUCAAAAGCAAGCCGGUGUAACUAGGUUGUGCAGUAGUUAUGUGGAAACAUUAAAUCAAGAUGGAGUUGGCCUUCCUGAAGGGGAGGUGGAGAACAACAAUUCCAAGAUUGGGACAGUUAACGAACAGGCUUCUAGACAACCAUCAGGUGUAUCUGAUUCAGAAACAGAUUCAACUUCUGAUAGUAAUCCUCCUGAGGAUGAUCGUCUUGAACCUGAAUUCAGUGAUUUUGACAAGCAUAGAGCACGAAAUUGCUUUGCAACUGACCAGAUCUGGGCUUCCUAUGAAGCGGAUGAUGGUAUGCCAAGAAGAUAUGCCCUCAUAAAGAAUGUAUCCAGUCCUGAAUUUAAGAUAAAGCUCAGAUGGCUAGAGCCUAAUCCAGAAUAUCCGAGGGAGCACGCUUGGGUCAGGGGACUCUUGCCUGUUGGCUGUGGGAGAUUUAAAUGUGGGAGUGUUGAUUCUGUUGAAUGUAAUUCUUCGGAUCAUCGUCUAUUUUCUCAUCAAGUGCAGUACAUAAAGGGCAAGAAAGGUCCAUAUCUGGUAUAUCCUAGGAAAGGGGAAAUAUGGGCGCUCUUUAAAGAUUGGGAUAUUAGUUGGAGCUCUGAUCCAGAGAAUCAUAGGGAAUACAAGUAUGAAGUUGUGGAGAUUCUUUCUCAUUAUGAAUAUGGUGCUGGUCUCCUAGUUGGUUACUUAGAUAAAGUGAUCGGGUUUGUUAGCGUUUUCCAGUCAACAACUCCAAAUGUAGUUGAUACAUUUUUUAUAAAGCCAAAAGAUUAUUACAAGUUCUCUCAUCGAGUUCCUUCUUUCAAAAUGACUGGAACUGAAGGAGAGGGUGUACCGGCAGGAUCUUUUGAACUUGAUUUUUAUGCUCUUCCCAUUGAUCUAGAUGAUGUUUGGUACCCUGGGAAAGUUGAGGAAGACAGCAGCACUGCAGAUUCUGAAUCUGUAGAAAACGUUGUAUCUGCAGUUCCCCCUGUAACUAGAGAUGAAUCCAGGACACCUGAUAAUGCCGCGACAUCUCUGGAGUCUGGGAAUUUGAAAGGCAUUCACACUACUGAUGGAGAGUCUUCUAUGCUCGUUGACUUGGAAUUGAAAUUAUAGUUUGAUGGGACUCAAAAAUGAAUUGGUUCUCCUGGAUUUAGAGAAAUUUGGAAUUGAAGUUUUGCAUUGUCAUUUGUCAGUUGGUCCGUUAACACACUGAUGGCCUGCUGUCUCAUCAGUUACUUGUUUGAUAGGGAGGGCAAUGUACUAGCACACAUGAAUCUGGAGUUUUUGGAAAUUGUUGUUUAUUAUGAUACCCCUCCCCCUUUUGCUAUGGGUUUAUACACCCAAGACUUGUCACUGAUGGCUCUUCUCCUAUGGCACCUUACGUUAUUUUGGCCAA